AUGGAAAACUGUCUGAUUUCCAAGAAGAAGGAGAACAUCCUGAACCUACUGGCUUGCUGGAAUGAUGACACUGAACCCCCUAUACCCGACCCCAUCAUGGUGCCUUAUAUCCACGGUUACAGAAGCUGCAAGGAGAUCAAGCUCUUUGAACCAAAUGCAACAGAUGGGAUAUAUACCUUGACGACUACUGUUGGUGAAUCCUACCAGACCUUCUGUGAUAUGAAAACCCACGGUGGAGGCUGGACCUUAGUUGCUAGUGUCCAUGAGAAUGAUGUGUAUGGAAGGUGUACUGUGGGGGAUCGCUGGUCAAGCCAACAGGGAAAUCGGCCUGAAAGCCCACAAGGAGAUGGCAACUGGGCAAACUAUGCCACUUUUGGUUCUCCUGGAGGUGCAACCAGUGAUGAUUACAAGAAUGCAGGAUAUUAUGACAUAAGGGCUGAGGACCUGAGCAUUUGGCACAUCCCCAAUGACACUCCAUUGUCUCGAUGGAAAGAUUCAGCUCUUCUGAGAUACCACACUGAGACUGGCUUCCUUCCUGGAGAAGGUGGAAACCUCUUUCAGCUAUACAAGAAAUACCCAGUGAUGUACAAUGCUGGCAGCUGCCUAACUAAUAAUGGUCCUGACGUUCCUGUUGUAUAUGACUUUGGAAGUGCUGUAACAGCAGCUAACUACUACUCACCAUUUGGUAGAGCUGAAUUUAUUUCGGGUUUUAUACAGUUUCGGGUAUUUAACAAUGAGAAGGCAGCGCUGGCUUUGUGCCCAGGAAUGAAGGUGACCGGCUGUAACCCGGAACAUCAUUGCAUUGGAGGAGGGGGAUACUUUCCAGAAGCAAGCCCCAAACAGUGUGGAGAUUUUCCUUCCUACGACUGGGAUGGAUAUGGAGAAGGCAGUGGAUCCAGUUGCAGCAAGGAAAUCACAGAAUCUGCUGUUCUCCUCUUCUAUCGCUAA
Bufo bufo (common toad) is the source of this 948-nucleotide messenger RNA. Its product is annotated as intelectin-1-like. The record is from RefSeq and is a predicted model, not a curated record. Bases 1 to 948 code for a protein of 315 amino acids. The transcript is spliced from 7 exons. Lineage: Eukaryota; Metazoa; Chordata; Amphibia; Anura; Bufonidae. Gene Ontology annotation, molecular function: oligosaccharide binding.